UAGUGUCUAAAAACACAAACUCCAAAAACAGAAACUCCAAAAAAACAUGUUUUUUGCCAAAACAACUGCUGAAUCAACACUGACAUACUGUGAGGACCGAGAAAUCAAUGAUUUUAUGAGGAUGCACCCCACCGCCUGAUUUCUUGGAGGAUUGUAUUGUAAACAACAUGGCAGACACUGGCCCAAGUCCUGCAAAAAAGCAGAAGAAAAACGCUGCAAACACUGCCACUCAUGAUGCACCAAGUUCCAAACCUGCUUGUAAAUAUGGAUCAAACUGCUUUCGAAAGAACCCCCAGCAUCUUAAAGAUUUUGACCAUCCCAAAUCGUCAAAAACUGAUGAUAAAAAAACCUCAACUGCAACCCCCAGCACAAGCCAGACAGCCAGUGCAUCACUAUCUGCAAGUGCUGUAGCUACUGCAGCUUCCAAGUUGCCACCCUGCAAGUAUGGUGCUCAUUGCUACAGAAAGAAUCUCCUACAUUUUACACAGUUUUCACACCCGUCGGCCCAAGCGUCGGAGGACAAGGAGGACAGCGAUGCAACGGACAUGUAUGACUCUUCUGACGACGAAAGCAAUAAAGGGGCGGUGAAAGAUGUCCUGAAACGUGGCCUCUCCCUCGUGAAAAGCUUCUCCAAGUUGACGGAGGACCAAAAGAAGCAGUUGAUCGAACAAGCUUUUGCUGCCAAGAAACAACUUGAAGAUGAGCUGGAGAAGACAAAGAAGGAGAUUGAGAGGAAAGCAAAGCAGGUGGAGAGACUCCAGGAGCAGGUCAAUAAAGGAAUAGGCUUUGUUGACGGUGAAGAGGAUGCAUUGAAUGGAGAGAAUACUGUCUACUUCUCCCUCCAAGCCGAGCGUGACUACAAGGAAGGCUCACCAGAUCAGCUCCAUUUCCGUUUGGCUGAAUCACAGUUUUAUCGACUUAUGUCUGGAGACAGUGACAACUCAGGCUGUAGAGUUGAUAGAGUUGAGUAUGUUGUAAACCCAAAACUGGUAAAAAAAUUCAGGGAAGCUCGGGAAGAUCUCAAGAAACACAGGUCAGAGAAGAUGUCCUAUCCAGUGUUAGCAUUCCAUGGCACAGACGAGGACAACAUCAGACCCAUCUGCGAGACAGGUUUCAGGGUUCCAGGCGAACAGGGUUUCAGUCAUGCAACUGACACUGGUUGGUACGGCUUAGGUGUCUACUUCAGCGAAUACCCUGCUUAUGCUAUGGAUUACAUCCAAGGGAGUCAGAUGCUACUUUUAUGCCAGGUUCUUCCAGGAAAGGUUUUCACAUGUAAAAAUGUCAUCCACGGUGAGAACUUAAAGAAUGGGUAUGACUCGCAUACUUCUCCGGACAAGAAAGAACUCGUCAUUUUCAACUCUUAUCACAUCCUGCCCGUCUAUCUCGUCCAUUUCAGUGAUGAGGAGGAGGAAUUUGCAUACAAGGCUUUGAAAAAGUCGAAGGUGACACCCAAGAAACCACAUCCAAACAUCCCCACUGAUGAUGACAUACCUACGAAAUAUGCCAAGGCAUGGAAAGUACCUUCAACAAAGUUAUUUGAAAAUGAUAUCUUCAUGUUCUCUGGCACAAUGUUCGCUGUUCGUAAGGAGAUGUUCAAGCUGUUAAAGAAACAUAAAGGAGAGGAAGGAACGGGGUCAAAGUUCACACUACUCGUCUGCGGGGAAGACGAAUAUGAGAAACAAACCAAUAAAGUUACAACAGCCAUUGCUAAAGAUAUUCCGUGCAUCAGGGAAGAGUUUAUCUAUGAUUGUCUCUUAGCUAAGAAGAGGCUCAAGGUCACUGAUUAUGUUCAUGAGUGAAAUUGACAAAAGAGUUGAUCAACAUGCUAAACUCUUUUAGUGCCAUCAAUGUUUUUUGAAACAGUUGUGUGAAGAUGUUUCAAGGCACAACAAUUUGAAAGAAGCUCUUUGACGAGUAUUAUUUAGAGUGCCAUGGAUAGAAAGUGCAAUGAUUUUUCUGUAAUGUUUUAUUUCAUAUUAUGUUUAAUACUCAAAUGGCUGCUAAAAAUCAUAUUACAUCUACCACCAAAACAGAUGAUUUUAUCUAUAUAAAUAUUGUAGAGUUACAUGUAGAGUAGUUGUCUCAAGAGGACCAGAACAUUGCAGCCUUUCUACACCUUUAGAAGAGACAUGUCUGUACCAAUACUUUGUACUAAAAUAGAUAUGUUUUGUUCAUUUAUAAAUGUUAGAUUUAUUGUUAUUUAUAUCAUGCUAGAUGUUAUAUUGUACACUGUCUAGGUAUCAAUCCUAUAUACAUAAUACAUGUGCAUGUUCAUGUACUGAUCUGACAAAGAUGGCUUG
Molecule: messenger RNA, 2300 nt
Organism: Lineus longissimus
Lineage: Eukaryota; Metazoa; Nemertea; Pilidiophora; Heteronemertea; Lineidae
Exons: 10
Coding region: 168-1799 (543 amino acids)
Biological process (GO): double-strand break repair
Molecular function (GO): NAD+ poly-ADP-ribosyltransferase activity; 3'-5' exonuclease activity; DNA-(apurinic or apyrimidinic site) endonuclease activity
Source: RefSeq, a predicted model, not a curated record